This is a messenger RNA of Pectinophora gossypiella (pink bollworm), 3550 nucleotides long. RefSeq lists its product as uncharacterized. The record is from RefSeq and is a predicted model, not a curated record. NCBI's taxonomy places the organism in Eukaryota, Metazoa, Arthropoda, Insecta, Lepidoptera, Gelechiidae. The transcript is spliced from 8 exons. Bases 364 to 3390 code for a protein of 1008 amino acids.
CGUUCGAAGCACGCAUCGCGGCCCCCGCCCGCUCCUUUCAUCUCAUCUCACUGGCAUGCGAGGAACAAUUAAAAAAUAAAAACUGCCAAUUAGAAGAAAAAAUUGUCUAUGACCGUUUCGCGCGCGAUCCGAAUUUCGAAGCGAGAAUUUGAAAAGUGUUGUGCCUUCAGUGUUGAAAUUCUUCGUGUUUCGAAUUGUUAUUUUUUCAGUUGUUGAAUGUAUAAUUGCGGAUCUACUUUCCUAGAUCGGAUUUAAAACGGCGAGGAGCUAUAUCGUGUUUUAUUAUGGUGUUCGGACUAGCGGGCGGAGGUGUGUCAAAAUGCAAAUAGACGCUGGGCCCUGGGCCCAAAAGCGAGUGAAGAAAUGGUAACCUGCGAUAACGAAACCGCAGCCCGCGGCGGGUUCCGGCUGGGCGCACGUGACGACGAACCGCGCCGGCCCCGUCCGCCCAGCGUGUCGUCCCUGUCGCUCUAUAAGCAGAAGAUCGACGCGCUCUUCGACGACUCGCGCUCCGUCACCAGCCUGCCUUAUGCCGACCACGAUCAGCGGAGGGACAGCAAGGUCAGUUUAACAGCUCACGAUAGCAAAGCGACGAUCUACGAAGAUGACGGUUACUGCCAGAGUAAAAUCAGUAAGAUUAACAACCAGGUGCAGGAUCGCAUAGAGCGGAUGUUCGCAGACAUGGCGGGGGAGUCCAGACCCAGCAGCGAGAACAUCGGCGUCCACGUUUUCAGCGUCCACUAUCUCGGAUCUACGCCCCUGCAGAGCAAGGUCACCAGUCUCGGUGGACUACAAACUCCCCUCAAAGAUCUGUACUUCGCCUACAGAAGAAACCUACGCCACAAAAACACGUUCCAAGGCAGAUUAGAAAUCUCCAAAAGUGGCCUCAAAGUCCGUUACAAAGGAGAAAAAGGAGAUCUCGAACAACUAAAUCCUUUCCCCACAAUCGCUGUCUGGUCCGCCGUCAAAUUCGUCGUCCAACCCUCAGAACAUGACAGCCGCGACCUAAGUUAUGCGUUCCUGCCCUUAAUAACUGAUCCGGACCAUAUCGACAAGUUUGCAUUGUUCAAAACCUUAGAGUCGCCUGACAAAAAAUAUAUCCUCUCCUACAACGAAAAUUCGCAUUCACCCCUUUUCGCUGUUGUGAUGAGGAAGAUCGGUGUCGCCAAACAAUUGGAGUGUCAUGGGUUUGUAUGCCAGACUACCGAGGACGCUAUCGUAAUAGCGGCCACGUUAUACAAAUCUCUCAUGUCACACAUGAGUCGUCAAGGCCACAACGAAAAGAAGAAAUUGAAGAACCGAAAUGGAGUCAGCUGUAUGAGCGUAGCGAGUAGUCUGUCACCAAAUGACGUUCCAGUCAGGCCUCCUCGUAAGAAACGAAGCACGUCUUCAAUGAGUGGAGAUAGUGACAGAGCAGAUGGAUUCUCAGCCAGCGAGUCAUAUCACGAAAAACCAAAAUUGGAAAGAACUAAGAAGAUCUCAUCGGAGAGUCUGCCAUCGCCUCCCCUACCACCUCCGUCCAUCCCUCCGGCAGAACCGAAACGCAUCACUGUUGAAGAGGUGAAAGCUAAAUUAGAUUCAAUUAAACACGACACAAGCGGCAGCGACACACAAGAAUCCAAAAAGUCUUUGACUAAAAUAGUGCCGAAUAAUCCGAAAUUACAGAAUCUUCAAAAACCUAGCAGUAGCGAAUCUUCAGUCCGGAGUAAAGUUUCGGAAAAAAUUGAACUUUUUAGGGAGCUAGAAAGACGAAAGAAUCUUCAAAGACCACCGACGUUGCCACCUCCUGUACCAUCGAAACCGCCACCGGAGUCUUCUUUAGAUCAUACGAAAGAGCCUUUGAGAAGAACUCAGAGCCAAAGAAAAUCUCUAAACGAAUCUGGUGAUAUAUUGACGAAGGUUGCAAUUCCUCGCUCAGGCAGCUUCCUGAACGCCGGGGGACUGACUCGAUACAAAUCAAUCGGUCACAGAAACAACGGAAAGAAGGGGGGCGGUUCACCGCUAGGGUUCAACGAACUUUUCAACGAAUUCAAAGUCCAAGAGAACUUACAUUCGAUGGAUGAAAUCCUCAAUGCCAUAAUAGACGCAGAAGGAAUGUCCUUCAACGAUUUAAAACCGAUAUAUAAAGAGUUUUUACUAAAAUUAGCAGUUACUUUGACGAAAGACGAGAUAUUCCAGCAUAGUAAAGCGAUAAUGAAGAAACAGAAGAAAAAGAUACUCAGAAGGAAUAGCAUGUUCCAGAAUAAAAGGAGAAAAAUAUUUAAAGGAGCUAGUGGCCUACGAAUGGUAUUUCGCAUGCCAUUCGGGAAAGAUAUGCAGAAAGAGAAGAAGAAGCACUCAGGAUCUUUAGAUCUUCCGAAUGUGGCGAAUAAAGAUCCUAUUUCUGAGAGUUCAGUUUCGACGUCAAGCUACGACUUGCGGCAGUUUCGACCGAAGGAGCCGGUACUACCACCACCAAAGCGACAAACAAUGAGGCAGAGAAACUCCAAGCGGUCUAAUAAAACAGUUCACGUGUCAAAACGGAAUGGAAAAGUAUCAAGACCAGGCGAAAGGACCUCAACGUCUGAAGAUUCAGACUUCUUGACGCUUAGCAAUAGACUUGGAUGCCAAAAUAGAAAUAGCUCAAGCGGAUAUGUUUCAUGCUCUGAAUGUGAAUCUGAAGGUUGUAUGGAUCGUUGCUAUUGCUCGUUAAAGGACUGUAAAUCAAAAUGUUACUGUUCUCCAGCUGAAAAGGAUCCUGCUAAAGCGAGACUUUUAGGAAAGAGCAAAAGUUGCAAGGAUUGUUCAAAGGACUUCUACGAUGGCGACUUCAGCUACUGCUCGUGCGAUUCUGAGAGUUGUGCCGAUAGCAAUAAGUGCUAUUGCACCGGACCCCGGAGAGGGAUGCAGAGUUCUCAAAGUCUGGAGUAUUUGAGGAGUCCCUCCCAGAAGACCUACACUGAUCGGUUGAAACGGGCCUUUGAUGACCAAGAGGGGAAGAAGGGAAGUAGGCCAAGAUCCAGCGGUACGUCCCACCGGCGGCGCGACGAGCGGAGGCAGCGCGCGCGCAGCUCCGACAGCCUGGCGCUGGACUACGAGCUACUGCUGCAAAACAAGGCGCGGGACACCAGUAGCCGCAAUUUGCAGAGACUCACAGUCCGGAGCACCGGCGCAGGCUCCCACGAUGCACUCAGCGUAAAGAAAUCAGCAGAAAUGGCAGCUUUGUUUGCAGACGUGAGGCUUUCUCAACGGACUGACGUCCGAUCCCUUGCCGGAGGCCUACGCAGGGCUAGGCCUCCGCCCCUGCCGCCGUCGCCGCCCCGCUCCAUACCACCGCUGGCUAGGAUGUUCGAUCACCGACCCUUGAGUAGAAAUGCUAGCCUAGAGGACACACUCGGAUAUUUACCGUGAGGAGUAGAAUCAGGCAUACGACAAGGUUUUGAAUGUUAUUACCAUUAAUGUUCUGGGUUUGAGCAAAUUGUAUGUUCUCCUGAUGUUGGGUCAACGUGUUACAAGAUUGGCAAAACCCUGUCAUGUUGCGGGCUAGGUGAUCUGCAUAGGUUUAAAUAUA